UAGUUAGUACAUAAUAAUACGUUUUUUUUGGGGAAUCUGUGGUUUUAAAUCUGAGGACUGUGCAUGUUGUUGUGAUUGUCUCACAUGUGGAUUAAUAAUGCAUUUCCUUUAAAUCAUUGUCCAUAUUUACUAUCCUGUUUUCUCCUUUGUUAGAGAUGGGCGAGUCAUCUGUCAAUAUGACCGUGGUUAUAGAGUAUCGAGACUCUUUUACUAAAGCUGUGACCAAGAAUGUGAUUGUUGUGGUUCUCGGCAUCUCCAUCAACUACAUCAAUGCAAGCCUCAUCCACACCUUUCGUAAACACCAGAUCUUCUACAUGAAUCCACGCUACAUCCUUUUUAUUCACCUGGUGAUCAACGACAUGAUCCAAGUGACGCUGACGGUCCUGCUGUUCAUCAUCAGCUACAUCCUCUACAAAAUAAAUGUGUCCAUCUGUUGCGCCUUCAUCCUGCUUGUUGUUUUCACCUCUGAAAACACCCCUCUGAACCUGGCUUGCAUGGCGGUGGAGUGCUACAUCGCCAUCUGCAUCCCCCUUCGCCACAUGCAGAUCUGUACCAUCAAGAGAACGUUAAUGCUGAUUGGUUUAAUCUGGGCGAUGAGCUUGUUGUCUGGUCUUCCUGAUCUGUUCUUCACUUUGGCCACGGAGCCGUUGGACUUCUUUCACUCCCGAGUCUUCUGUGUCAGAGAAACUGUCUUCCCAAAUCCCCUCAUCAUCAAGAAGAGAGAUAUAACCUAUAUUGUGUAUCUGGUUAUAGUUUGGGUUGUUAUCGUUUACACUUACUUCAGAAUUCUGUUCACAGCACAAACAGCUAGCAAAGAUGCUAAAAAGGCCAGAAACACAAUCCUCCUCCAUGGGUUUCAGGUGCUGCUUUGUAUGGCAGGAUACACAACACCCCUGUUAAAAGAGGCUCUGCUGCAAUGGUUCCCAAAGAAUUACCCAGACUCCCUGUUCGCUUGUUACAUUAUUGUACAGGUCCUUCCACGAUCCAUUAGUCCAAUCAUCUAUGGCUUACGAGACAAGACUUUCAGGAUGUACCUGAAAAGGUAUCUGUUAUGUAAAAUGAGCCCGCAGUAA
This is a messenger RNA of Sebastes umbrosus (honeycomb rockfish), 1073 nucleotides long. RefSeq names its product odorant receptor 131-2-like. The transcript has 2 exons. The record is from RefSeq and is a predicted model, not a curated record. Bases 156 to 1073 code for a protein of 305 amino acids. Gene Ontology annotation, cellular component: membrane. Gene Ontology annotation, molecular function: G protein-coupled receptor activity. Gene Ontology annotation, biological process: G protein-coupled receptor signaling pathway. Lineage: Eukaryota; Metazoa; Chordata; Actinopteri; Perciformes; Sebastidae.